Carica papaya (papaya) is the source of this 937-nucleotide messenger RNA. RefSeq names its product LOB domain-containing protein 19 (gene LBD19). Gene Ontology annotation, cellular component: nucleus. Lineage: Eukaryota; Viridiplantae; Streptophyta; Magnoliopsida; Brassicales; Caricaceae. Gene Ontology annotation, biological process: positive regulation of DNA-templated transcription; hormone-mediated signaling pathway. The record is from RefSeq and is a predicted model, not a curated record.
UCUUUCAGACCCCACAAAAAGGUAGAAGGCUGAAGAAGAAGAUCGAUCAGAUGGAAGGUAUGAGCGGAAACAAUGGAGGUGGUGGGCCUUGCGGGGCUUGCAAAUUCCUUCGCAGAAAGUGCGUAAAAGGAUGCAUCUUUGCACCAUACUUCGACGCAGACCAAGGCACUGCACACUUCGCCGCCGUGCACAAAGUGUUCGGCGCCAGCAACGCCUCAAAGCUUCUCAUGCGCAUACCCACUCACAAGCGGCUUGAUGCCGUCGUCACGCUGUGUUAUGAGGCCUUGGCUAGGGCUAGAGACCCUGUUUAUGGCUGCGUCGGACAUAUCUUUACUCUCCAACAGCAGGUAGUGAAUUUGCAAGCAGAGCUGGCUUACAUCCAGGCCAGGCUUUCUACCCUGCAGCGCCUAUCUAUGGCAGCACAACAGCCAUCUCCACCGCCACUGUCCACACCGGCACCAGCUAUCCAGGGAGAAAUUGGUUCGUCAAUAUUGGAAUUAAUCUCAACGGGUUUUAACCCUCUGCAAGUUCCGCCACCAUCAGCAACAGAAGCACUUAACAGAUCUUAUAGCAUGGCGGUGUUGGAUGAAACAGAAGUACAGGGGGAUCUGCAAGCUCUGGCUAGAGAAUUUGUGUGUAGGUAUUUGCCAGGAGUCAGGUUCAGGCCCUAAUUCAUUCAUCUCUCUAUCUACUCAUCCAUAUGUUUUUAACCUUUCUUCUCUAAUGAAUGCCAUCCAUCAGACCUGACUGGAAGCUGAAGCUUUUUUAUGAAUGUCAUUUUGGAAAGUAUGGCAGUAAGCAACUUCUUUAACCCAAUUACCACUUUCAUCUUCGUCUUAAAUACCAUCUUUAAAAAUUUUAAUCUGAUGGUUACAGCAAAACAGUGUUGUUAUGUCUUCUUAGGGCUUCAAGCCCACUAUGCAAAGCGUUGAUACUA